AUGGAUGCACUUGUGUGCGAUAAUGGCACAGGAUAUCUAAAAGUGGGUUGGAGUAAUACAAAUUACCCAGACUAUACAGUCCCUUGCAUCAUAGGUCGUCCUAAUAAAAAAUUCGAAAGUGAGUGCUCAAACAGCUCUGACUAUGCGGUGAAUCUUACAUAGACUGAAUACUAUGGAGAUCAAGCUUUGCCAUUUCAGCAUUCUCUUGACUUAUCUCGACCAUUAGAGCAUGGUAUAGUAAAAGACUGAGAUGGAAUGCUUAAGCUCUGGGAUUACACAUUCACUGACAAAGUAACCAACCACUUAGAUGCACAUUGACUGCUCAUCAACAAAUUUACUCCUAACUGAAGCACCUUUGAAUCCAAGCUCCAAUCGACAAACAAUGGCAGAAAUUGUCUUUGAGACCUUUGACUUUGCUGGGAUGAAGGUCGAACUCCAAGCCACUCUUGCUUUAUAUGCCCAAGGACUCAUGACAGGUCUAAUUAUAGAUUCCGGAGAAGGAGUAACUCAUUGUAUUCCAAUAUGCGAAGGCACUGUAUUUAAAUCACAAAUAGAAAGAAUUGAUUUAGCUGGGCGUGAUUUAACUCAAUAUUUGUUAGAAUUACUAACAAGGAAAGAUAUACAUAAAAUGGCGGAGACGAGCGACCCGUCCUUCCGUGGCGGGUGUCCUUAUGUAUACCGGACAUGGUUUUUGGAUGCGGAGAACUACUCAGGGGGAGAGUUAGCCUCGAGGCGAGAGGCCCAGCCCAAUUUCCGCUGAUUUUGGGACUCGAUCCGGGUUAGCAGUUUUUCGCAUUCUUUUUGCCAGUAGCGCCGAGGCCCAGACUCGGUGUCCGAAAGAGGCAGGGUGAAUUACCUGCCUAGGCUAUUGGUUGCUUAGCCCCGAAUCCCGCAAGGGGUUGAGUUCUUUCUUGGAGAUGAUCCGGGAAAGAGGGAGGCGAAGCUAGACUAGAGAACUCAAGGACGCAAGUCUCUCCAGUUAAAAGGGUCCUCUCACGAGGGCGAUCUGGCCAACCGGAGGCAAAGACUGGCGUAAUUCGGGGCGGAAGGCUGAGUUGGAAAUGGUGGUGCCCAGCGACAGUCGGCUGACGACUCAAUAGGGCAACCCACUACCGAGAAACCAGGGGUUUCGGCCUGGGCUCAGAGAACCAGUGAUGGAAGUCCAUCCUUUUCGCUCGUGCCAGCACGGCUCCCCAAGGAGCGCGGAGGAAUGCCACGCAUGGAAGUAGGGACUAUAAAGACACAUCUUAAAUCUAAUCUAAUCUAAUCUAAUCUAACAAGGAAAGGCUAUAACUUUAAUACUUCAUAUGACUUUGAACAAGUGAGGGAUAUAAAAGAAGCAACUUGCUUUGUGUCUUGUAAUUUAGAAGAAGAUAGAGAACUGUGCAGGAAUACCUGCGCAUAUGAUAUUGAUUAUAAGCUGCCUGAUGGCGAAUGGAUUAGAAUAGGGCAAGAAAGGUUUGAAGCUGUUGAAGCUUUGUUUAAACCGAAUUUGAUAGGAAGAGAUGAAGAAGGGAUUGCUGAACUGGUCUUUAGGUCUGUGAUGAAGUCACCAAUUGAUAAUAGGAAAGCGCUGCUAGGAUCAAUGAUACUUAGUGGGGGGACUUCCAUGUUUCCGGGCAUGGUAGAUAGGCUGACUGGGGAUAUAAAAGCCUUGUAUAAACAAAUGAGGAAGCAGCAGAAUUCUAUUCAUGGGGAAAAACCUACUAAAGUAAAAAUUAAGAUUGAAGACCCACCCUAUAGGAAAUUUUUAGUCUAUAUGGGAGGAACAGCUUUUGCCAGAAUAUUACAAGGAAAGCCAGAAGCUUGGGUAACAAAGGAGCAAUGACAAGAAGAAGGAGAUCGUUGCUUGUUUUAG
Messenger RNA from Blepharisma stoltei, 1858 nucleotides. The record is from the annotation of a GenBank genome assembly. Lineage: Eukaryota; Ciliophora; Heterotrichea; Heterotrichida; Blepharismidae.